UCUUAGUCCCGGUUUCUUUGUGUCUCCUAUUCUCUACAGCCAUUUUGCUGCGUGUUUUACCACUCAGAGGAACGUGUCCCGGCGUGUUCACGUGGGAAAGUGACGUCAAUGCAUACCCUCUAGGCAUACAUAUAACAUGCGUUUAUGUGUUUGUUUUUAUGCUGUAUCCUAUGACCACACUUGGAUCUUCUUUAUUCUCGGGAGCAACACAUUUUUGCCUCUGUUAUUUAUUAACAUUAAACUUAAGCGGCUCGCCCAUGGCACAGUCAUAACUUCUGUCCUGGCAAAAAAAAUAAAAUCAAAAAAAUAAAAUCAGAGCACCCCCUGCUCAAAAUACGUUCCCGCGGCUAUGGACACACUCAAUACAUCAGAACAGUGACAAGACUCACGUGGGUGGGUGGAGAGGAAAGAGAACACACCGAGAGGACCGCCGGCCGAUGGUUAAUCUGAAACAUAAAGAUUUGGGUGUUUGUCUGAUUUCUCCUGCAGUUUGAGAAGUGGCAGAGAGAGCCAUGGAGACCGAUCCAGCAGAACCAUCUGUACACGUGUUUAUUAAUCAUAUAAUAAUCAUAACACACUCAGACCUCACCGCCACAACCAUCAAAACACAUCACCUGAAUAUAAGCUACAGAGUGUCACGCACAAGAGAAAUGAGGAAUAAUGAAGGACAGUGAGAGAAAUCUUCACUCAGCACCAUCUCUGCUGAAAUAUGCUGCCAAUUUCUAGUGAACAAUAAACAUCCCUGAAGCUCUCAAGUGGAAAAUGACCAUCAGCCAUCAGUGAGAGUGAGUCUACACACACAAACACACGCAUCCCGGCCGGGAGGUGACAGCAUUACGUCGUUCCCUCUGGAGGGACCACACAAGCAGAGCGCAGACUUCAGGGAACAACGCUGGAGCCUUUCAUCUGGACGCUGGAAUGAAGGACGAAGGGCUGAUGGAGGACAGGAGGAAGUGAAGGGAGAGAGAGAGCUGCCAGAGCCCACAGGCUGAGAAGACACAUGGAAGUAAAGUGAAUGAAGAACAUGUGAAGUGACAGCUUCCUCUUUGAAGUGGGCGAGAGAGACUCAGAUUAGCUGUGACGCUAAGCAUACAGCGGUGGACUGCGAAAUUGACCGCCGCGCUGAGUUUGGAGCGCGUUCAGACGCUCGCUGUGGACGAGGAGCAAUUCCUCCACACGAGGUCCCAGAUUCAUCAUCACAGAUCAUCAGGAGACAAAACACCAGCGUCUCUUUCAUGAUCAGAGAAAUGAAGUUGAUCUAGCAUCCACGCCAGUCGUCUGGCCAGCCCGUGUUACCCAGUGACGCGAUCGGCAGACUUUUCUGGGAAAGUCUGCGUGUGUAUAUAUGCAUACAUGUCUGCGUGUGUGUUUGUGCGUGAAUUUUUCCAAACCCGGUGUGAAUCUGAGCAGAAAUACACUGAAGAAUGAAUAACAUGUGAUUUUGUGUUCAAAAAAAGAUACACAACUUACUUUGGCAUGUAGUCACAUAUAAAACCCCACAAGCCACACGGUGUGUUUGAGCAUCAUCUCAUGUGUGAUGCAGUGUGUGUGUGUGUGUGUGUUUACAGCUCUGUGAUGUCAGAAGCAGCUCGUGUAUAUAAUUUGAACAUUCAUCUUGAGCUUCACAAGUCAGAGCAGAAGAGCUCAGCAGAACUUCAGACGAACUCCUCUGAUCUCAGGACAACAGCCCAAACACAAAUCAUUCUGAUGGAUUGUUAAGAGACCUUUGAGGAGCAGAAACACUACACCUGGAAACUUUGAGGAGACUGGAGUCGUGUCUCACGGGACAGAGGACUCGCAGACGCACACAAAGCUCGUUGUGUUAUUCAGAGAAGAGGAAGAUGUUGUGUUCUAGACGGGUUCUCCAGCAGUGGAUCUUUGCUCUUUUCUUACUGUGUUCUCCUGUCCCUCAUCACGGCCGGCCCGUCGAUGCCCUCAGCAGUCGCAUGAAGCGUUCAGUGACACACGCUCAGCUCAUGCAUGAUAAAGGCCGGACGCUGCAGGACCUGAAGAGGCGCAUGUGGCUGCAGGAGUUACUUCAUGAAGUGCACACGGCCGAGAUCCGUGAAGCUCAGCAGCAGAGCGGAGGAGGGAGCGCUCACACCGUCGCCGUGCCGAUAGAUGUGGGGCUCGCCGUGGGAACGGGCACCGUCCAUCCCAAACCCGCCGGGGGCACCAAGAACCUGCCCAUCAGCUUCCAGCUGGAGGAUGAGGAGGGCACCAACCUCCCGCAGGAAACCAAUAAAUCUCAAACGUACAAAGACAGCGCGCAGAAGGCCAACGGCAAGAGGAAGAAGAAGGGCCGAGCGGGGAAGAGGAGAGAGGGAGGGGGGAGGAAGAGGAGGGCUCGCUCGCUCGGACGAUCACCGCCGGAGGACAUCGGGAGCGGCUCGGGCCAGCACUAAAACACUGUCAGUCUCUGACGACGAUCUGCGAGGACAUUUGAAAUGGACACCGCAACAUUCAUGUCAAAGUGAGAGGAAAAUAUUUAUUACCUUGUAAAUAUUCUCAAAUCGCCCGAACAAUGACAAAGACAACGACACUGCUGAGCUCCACGCAUUGAGCUGCAGACUCCAAACCUUGUGAAUAGUUUUGCUUUACCUUCAUUUUGUUCUUUUAUUCUUUGUUCUUACAUGUAGGACUAUGCCUCUAUCACGGUGUCAGAAUUCCUGUAAUUUAUUUUGUUUGAAUGGUGUAUUUAUUUUGGUAAGGUAUCAGGUGCUGCUGAUAUUAUUUUUGUACUAUAAUGCACUUUAGAUAUAUAAAUAUAGAAAUAUAUACAGGUCAUUUUGUUACUGGAAGUAUUUUGUGGUUCAGUUGAAUGAAGACGUUUAUAAUCAUUCCUCCGUUUUGUUGUUUAUUCCACAACUUUUGUGUUUCUGUAUGUUGCUGGCUCUCUUACACAACCUAGCGAGUCGCCUUCCUAGACAGCAUCAUAAAACCUCAUAGUGAGUGUUGAUGAAUUGACAAAAACGUUCAUAACUUUAAAGAAACAUCGAUAAUUUGACAUAGAAUUUGUGUGAAGUAUGUAUUUGUUCAAUCAUUAUCUUAGUAACUGAGUCAAGUCCCCUAUGUAGAGCACGAAUUGUGUUGCUGUGUGUGAAUGGACGUCACACUAGGGUUUGAAACAGAGCUUUUGUGUAUUUUUGUUUCUUUGCUGACCUGAACGGGCACGACGACACACACAACCCUGAUAUCAUCCACAGACCCACCUGUACAUGUUCUAGAAUAACUCUUGUUGUUUUGCACUGAGAGAAAAACUGAAUGAAUUAAACAUCUGACAGUCUCAAA
This is a messenger RNA of Triplophysa rosa, 3291 nucleotides long. It is a transcript of the gene pthlha, whose product is annotated as parathyroid hormone-like hormone a. Gene Ontology annotation, cellular component: extracellular region. Bases 1842 to 2405 code for a protein of 187 amino acids. The record is from RefSeq and is a predicted model, not a curated record. The transcript has 9 exons. Gene Ontology annotation, biological process: bone mineralization; regulation of chondrocyte differentiation; osteoblast development. Gene Ontology annotation, molecular function: peptide hormone receptor binding; hormone activity. Lineage: Eukaryota; Metazoa; Chordata; Actinopteri; Cypriniformes; Nemacheilidae.